Molecule: messenger RNA, 447 nt
Organism: Dictyostelium purpureum
Lineage: Eukaryota; Evosea; Eumycetozoa; Dictyosteliales; Dictyosteliaceae
Exons: 2
Coding region: 1-447 (148 amino acids)
Source: RefSeq, a predicted model, not a curated record
AUGAUCAAUGUUGUCAUUUUAAAAUUAGAAAGAUCUAAAAUCGACCUUGCCCCAAUAACAUCUUUAGUUAAAGCACAAGAUUUUGCCUUGGUUAAUAGUCUCGAAGAAAUAAUACGAACAUUUCAAAUGAAAACUACUUUCCUUGGAUGCCCAUAUGCCUCCACCAAUUCAAAAAGGAAUGCAUUCACUCUAUUUUGUCAAGAUAUUUCGAUUACAAUCUGUAACGUCGACCAUCUCGAAAACCAAACAAGUGCAUUUGAUACAAUUGUUGCUGAUAAAGGAUUUCGUGAAUUAAAAGCAUUUUAUAAUAACAUGUGUGUUAUUGAAGCAGGUCGUAAAAAUACAAAAUAUAACAAACAACAAGAAAAAAUCCAAAAAUCAAUCAGGAUUAUUAUCGAAAAUGUAUUUGCUAGAAUUAAAAGAUUUUCAAUUACAAGCAAUACUUAG